AUGGACGCUUACGAGAAGCGGCCGACCGUCUACGUCCUGGGCAACAGCGACUCCGACCCCACCGGCGUCGUUCGCGAGUUCCUUCCACCUGUCUCCAGGACGCGCGGCGGCUGCCUGCUGAGGGUCUGGGACUACUUCAGGGAGUUCUGCGGAAGCACCAGCCUGCACGGCCUCAAGUACGUGGGGGAGCCGGAAAAACCGCACGCUCAAAGGUGGGCGUGGCCCCCUUUUGUUGGCAGAGUGUGCUGGGUGCUGACCUUCCUGCUGAGCCUCUCCGUGUGCUGCGUCUUCAUCUGGCAGGCCAAGCACAAGUGGGACACGACGCCCGUCAUCGUCACCUUCGCAGAGUCCUCCUACCCGGUCAGCAAGCUGCCCUUCCCCGCCGUCACCAUGUGCGGCGAGGCCAAAAUCAACCACGUUCUCUUCUCCUACCAGCAGAUGUAUGAACGAAGGGACAACAUCACCGAAGAACAGAUGAAGCAGAUCCAGUAUGCCGCACUUGUCUGCGACGAGGACGUGGAAGUACAGGCUAACGAUACUACAGAUGACAGUGCUAUUGACUUCCUUCUUGAGGUGGCUCCUAGCCUCUGGGACACUGUACGUCGCUGCCGGUGGCAGUCCAAGGACAUCUCGUGUGGCGAGCUUUUCGACACGAUCAUCACAGACGAGGGCGUCUGCUACACGUUCAACGGCAUCGAGUACGAGGACUUCUUCACGGAGAAUGCGUACAGGAACUCGAGCGCCCGCAGGUCCCGCAGCCGCGCCGUCAGGCGCUGGUCGGUGGACGACGGAUACGUCACCGGUAACGACGAGGGCAGCGACGAGGCCGGCGACGACGAGGCGGUGUACCCCAGGCGUACCAGCGCCGCGGGCGCCAUGGCCGGGCUCGACUUCAUCCUCACCACCGACGAGCAAGACGUCGACGCCUCCUGCCGCUGGCCCGUCCAGGGCUUCAAGAUGCUGCUGCACAACCCAGUGGCGUUCCCCGACAUGAGCUCGCAGUUCUUCCGCGUGCCCGUGGAUCGUGACCUGGUGGUCACCGUGCGGCCGGCCGUCAUGAUGACCUCGGAGAGCCUGGUGGACUACCCGCCGGAGCGCCGGCGCUGCUACUUCACGAGGGAGCGCAGCCUCUACUUCUUCCGUUACUACAGCGAGGAGAACUGCCGGGCGGAGUGCCUGGUCAACUACACGGUCCGUGAGUGCGGCUGCUCCGCCUACUACAUGCCCAGAGAGAAGGAGGUGCCGAUCUGCGGAGGUUCAAAAAUGCCCUGCGUAAAGGAAGCGCAAAGUAGGUUCUACGGUGACACUAAAAACCUCACAGCUUGCCAGUGUCUACCGGGCUGCGUUGAGAUAAACUACAACAUUGAGACCUCACAGUCUCAAAUUUUAUGGAGGAAGUACCUGGAUUUCAACCCUGACGCGAUGCAAUAUUUUCAGAACUUCACUUUCGGAAGGGUGGUGAUAUAUUAUCAAAACAGCCAGUUCAUCCCCAGUUUUCGCACUGAGCUCUAUGGGUUUACCAGUUUCUUAGCCAACUGCGGCGGGCUGCUGGGCCUCUUCCUGGGCUUCAGCGUGCUCAGCCUGGUGGAGUGCCUCUACUUCCUGACCGCCAGGGCCUACCUGCACUUCCGCUGACUGCCGCCGCUGCCACUGCUGCUGCUGACGUCAUCGGUGACGCUCCACUGCCCACUGCCGGGUGCUAGAAACUCUUCCCGCGACAGUUGCUCAUCUCACAGUGUACCUAGAAUUUUAUAUUUUGUCAUCUUGAGGAUGAAGCGUCUCUGCUUACAAGUAAGAGUCGUUCCCAGAAAGUAAUGCACUGCAUUUUUUCUUCAACAAUUCUUAAUUGAACGUAAUGAGAAUUUCACACACGAAAGAAUGGUGCUUUAUCUACACACCCUAUUUUUACACGUAAUCUCCAUGCCGUUCUGUGACUUUCCUCCUGUCGGUACUAAUCGUUGUCCUGGUGGCGGAGCCAGUGUUUCAAUGUGUGAAUCACCUCCUCGUCGUCCUCAAAAUGUCUUCCACUUAUGGCAUCCUUUAAUGGCCCAAACAAGUGGAAGUCCGAGAGUGCUGGGUCAGGGCUGUAGGGUGAAUGGGGUAACAAUGUCCAACUCCGUUUUGCAAUAUGUUCGGCAGCCCUCAGACUUGUGUGGGAACGAGCGUUAUCGU
Molecule: messenger RNA, 2172 nt
Organism: Schistocerca americana (American grasshopper)
Lineage: Eukaryota; Metazoa; Arthropoda; Insecta; Orthoptera; Acrididae
Product: pickpocket protein 28-like
Exons: 11
Coding region: 1-1635 (544 amino acids)
Biological process (GO): sodium ion transmembrane transport
Cellular component (GO): membrane
Molecular function (GO): ligand-gated sodium channel activity
Source: RefSeq, a predicted model, not a curated record